Molecule: messenger RNA, 276 nt
Organism: Sphenostylis stenocarpa
Lineage: Eukaryota; Viridiplantae; Streptophyta; Magnoliopsida; Fabales; Fabaceae
Source: the annotation of a GenBank genome assembly
AUGACAAACAGAAAGGAGGGAGGGAAGGAGUGGAAGAAAGGAUCAAAGAAAAGACCUAACUACGUUUUCGUGUCUGUGAGAGAGCAGCGUGACGUGUGCGGUGCCGACAGAUUCGGUGGUGAUGGGGCUUCUCGCCAGAAACACGCCACGUUUUCCUCUCACCAUGUGGGCCCCAGGAGGCACCGCCCCAUAACAAUAAUAAAAAACAUAGUAAGAGGAAGAAAAUGGGACCACAUGAAAGAAGGGUCAAAUCAGACACGGCUCAGAGAGAGAUAG